This is a messenger RNA of Pisolithus orientalis, 1777 nucleotides long. RefSeq lists its product as uncharacterized. The record is from RefSeq and is a predicted model, not a curated record. The coding region runs from base 20 to 1354 and encodes 444 amino acids. The transcript is spliced from 7 exons. Lineage: Eukaryota; Fungi; Basidiomycota; Agaricomycetes; Boletales; Pisolithaceae.
GUGUCUUCCUCACCCAGCCAUGUCCGCACGGCCCCGUCCGAGACCGCGUCCAGUCCCAAAAUUGAAACCGCGUGCAACCGACGACGACCGGGCCGAUCGCGUCGACGGAGUGGCCUCGUCGUCGUCGUCGAAGGUGUUGCUGACAUCAGCCGCGGACGAGGAUGCCCAGUUCAUGCGCAACCGCGGACGGACAGCCGCUCAGUGGAAGCAGCUGCAGCAGCUGACAAGGAACAGCACUCCCGUUCACGCAGCAGACGACGACGACGACGAUUCAGAGCACCCCGAGUCAUCCGAUGCAUCGUCUUCUCCCGCGAGACGCUCCAAGAGGAAGAAACGCAACGACCGUCCCCGGUGGCAGACAGUCAGCGCCACCACAUUCCAAGCGAAAUUACUAUCAUCCGACGGGGAAGACAGCGACAUAGAAAUCAUUGAAUCCAUUAACCCCGAUGCCCAGCGAGCCGCCGGUGAAAGCUCCCCCAACAAACGGAAACGCGAACGAAGUCGGUCAAGGUCAAUCACGCCUCCUCCUAAACUCUCAGACUACCAGCUUGCCAACGCAAGAUACCUCGUACGACAAGCGCUGGCUGUGGAACCCCGGGCGCCUUCGCCGACCUUUCUCGCGGACGACUCGAUUGACAAUAUUGUACUGAACCCGGAGCUAGUUGAAAUAGCCGAAGCGGUCAAGAAACAAGCAGCGCAGCUGAAGACCGAUGCGGAGCAAACAGGGGGACCUGAAAUGGUUACCCUCAAAGUUAACUGGAUCCCACAUCCUCUCAACGCCGCGGCCCAGAAACAGACAUGGACUCGCGAAAUGAAACGACACGAUGCCUUCCGAGUGGACCAUCUCGUCGUCACCUACGAUGGCAAACGUGUUUUUCCAUCUGGUACACCUCACAGCCUUCGCAUUUGGACGGAGGGAGAGCUAGAGGCAUGUGACAAGAACACCUACGAGUAUAUGCGCUCCCUCCGCCUUCAACGUCCCCACUCUCCCGUACCCCAAGCCGACGACGCAUCUGAAGAAGGAGCAACGUCGAGCGACGACCAUUCCCACGCAGAUUCGGACGCUGAGUCGUCAGGAGGAGACAAGUUCAAACUCAUAUUCCGAUCGACAGUCGUUGACGACGUUACUCUCACCGUUCGGCCUACGACAAGUUGCGGCGCAAUCGUCAAGGCCUUCCUCAAGGCUGCCAGUCUUCCUGACAUCUAUAGCGAUGAUCCGCCGCCCAAAGCCAGAGGAUCGAAAUCGACACCCUACCCGCGACUCAAGAUCGACGGAGAGAAGCAAGAGCCCGACACAGAAAUCGGAGAUGCCGAGUUGGAGGAUGGUGAUUUGGUGGAAGUCGUUGGCAUAUGAACAUCGCAAGCUAUUAUACCCUACAAUAAUAAUAUUGGGCUAAUGGGUGGUCGUUCCUCAGUUCUCACUUGCUACCUUUGCUCUGCUAUGCAUUAAUCUUAUUAGAUUGAUUGACGAGAUGCUCUAAUCUUUGUACUGUUAUAGGAUGCACAUGCUAGUUUUUGGAGUUCAAUGCCAUCCAUCAGACGCAUUUUUCACAAGAAUUCUGGCGUUGUUGACAAAGGAUCUGAUCAGUUCAUCGAACGCGUUUCGCUCAUGUUCUGGUGCGUUCAUGUCCCCCCUCCUGGAAGCAGCGAACAGUAGUAAAGAAGGUCGGGCGAUUUCCAGCUCUAACUCGUGCGUGACCUCAGGCUAAAAAAUAAGCAAGAAAACCAACGCCACAGUAAAUCAGUUAUGCGCACCAAAGGGUUUGAACUCGAGGUG